GAACAAUAACCAGAACCCAAAAAGUUGAGAUAUUUUUGCCUUUGAAUCCAACUAUAUAUAAUACAUAUACAUAUGUAUGUGCCCGUAUAUAUUCUGGGUAUGGUACGGUUUGACUUUACAGUGCUGACAGAAGUAGUGGAGUACAAAGAAGCCUUGGAAAAGAGAAAAUCUGAUUGGUUAGCUUGUGGGUCCUACUCUUGUUGGAGGAGAUUCUUCAUGCUCAUACCCUGAGAUCAUAAUAUAGGAAAAUAUACCCAGAACCAAGAGGAGAGCUCAGCUAGUUGCAUUAAUACUCGUGAACGGUGGUCAUAUCACUAUGUGGGAAGAGAAUUCUGCUUUGUUUUCUAUUUUUGACAUAUGUGGUUGUGUUUUUAUCACGAGCGAGGAACAGAAAAACCAUGCUUUUUAUUUUUUCAGUCAACAGAACCAAAUCUGUGUGAUGCUUGCUGAAUGCUUGUGACUUUCGAUUUAGAGUUCGCUAAUAGUACACAGACAGACAUACCCAUCUGGGAUUUUUGCGACAAUCUUCAUAAAUUGGCAAAAACAAAUUUUUCUUGACGAUGUUUCUGCGACUCGGACAGACUGGGUUUUUGGACACUGGCAAAAGGAAUACUUCCUGGAAGUUCCUCUUUUUGUUUUUCAUCUUUACUGUGCUUUUGUGUUUCGGAUCAUGAUAGUCUUUCAAAUUGGGAUUUCAUAGGCUCUUUUACAAGCAAAAACUCCUCGUAUGGAAGGCGGUGGCUUUACACCCGAUUCUUCUUUCGGGACUUUUCCGGAUACUGCCAUGGAUUUGGAUUUCAUGGAUGAACUCUUGUUCGACGGAUGCUGGUUAGAGACUAUGGAUGGGAACAAUUUUAUGCAGUCGGGCUCUUCAUUUUCUGCCGCCAUGAAUGAACCUUCACAGUUUUUGCGCCUCUCAAAGCCCAAUACUGCCGAUUUGGGUGGGAAUCUACGUGGAGAAAUCUAUAGAGAUGACAAGGAAAGAAGGCUUGGUCUUCCUCCUACUUAUCCAAAAAUAGAAGAGCUUGUUGAAACUCAAUCUCAAAACGACAAGGGUGUUGAAAAUGCCACAUUUUCAGCACAAUCUGAGAGUUUUCUUGUUCAAGGCACUGAAGUUAGCAGAAGAUAUUGGAUAAGUCCAAAUUCUCCUUCCUCGGUGAAAGACAGAUUAAUGCAGGCUAUUGGAUACCUGAAAGAUUUAAUGGAAGAAAGGGACUUUCUCAUUCAAAUAUGGGUGCCAGUCAAGAGAGGAGGUAAACAUGUCCUUACCACUGAGGAACAGCCCUUCUCUUUCAAUCCAAAAUACAAGAGUCUUGAGAUAUACAGAGAUGUUUCCAAAAGUUAUAGCUUUCCAGCUGAGGAGGACUCCAAGGACUCAGUUGGGUUGCCGGGUCGGGUUUUCCUGGGGAAGUUGCCUGAAUGGACUCCUGAUGUUCGGUUCUUCAGAAAGGAUGAAUACCCACGUAUUAAAUUUGCCCAGCAGUGUGAUGUCCGUGGGUCCCUUGCCCUUCCUGUUUUUGAGAGAGGCAGUGGGACUUGCUUGGGUGUUGUUGAGAUUGUCACAACUACUCAGAAGAUCAAUUAUCGCCCUGAACUUGAAAAUGUUUGCAAAGCUCUUGAGGCUGUUGAUCUAAGGAGUUCACAUAAUUUCAGCCCUCCAAGUGUCGAGGUGUACAAUGAGUUAUACCAAGCUGCAUUGCCUGAGAUAGCCGAGGUUUUGGAAUCUGUCUGCAAACCACACAGAUUGCCUUUAGCUCUGACAUGGGCACCGUGCCUCCAACAAUCUAAACCUGGAUGCCGGCAUUCUGAUGAAAACUAUUCUCAGUGUGUUUCCACACUGGAUUCAGCUUGUAUUGUCGCUGACGAAGAUACUCGUGGCUUUCUUGAAGCAUGCUCUGAGCACCAUCUGCUUCUAGGUCAGGGAAUUGUUGGAAGAGCAUUCAAAACAAGCAAACAAUGUUUUGCAACUAAUAUAACCUACUUUAGCAAGACAAAUUAUCCUCUUGCACACCAUGCUAGGAUGCUUAAGUUGCAUGCUGCUUUAGCAAUUCCAUUGCGAAGUGUGUAUACUGGAUCAGUUGAGUUUGUCCUGGAGUUAUUCCUUCCAAAGGAUUGCCUUGACGACGAAGAAAAGAAGCAGAUGCUGAACUUGUUGUCUGCUGUUGUACAACAGAAUUUUCGAAGCAUUCAUGUUACCAUGGACAAGGAGCUUGAGGAAGAAGUCAUAUUGCCGGUUAGAGAGAUAACACUUGCUCCAGAUGCGAUAGUUAAAGAAGACUCUUCAAAUUUUGUAUCUUCACAUUUGCAAGAAACAACACCAGAAGAGUCAACCUGGAUUGCACACAUGAUGGAGGCCCAACAGAAGGGUAAAGGCGUUUCUCUCUCGUGGGAGUAUCAGAAAGAAGAACCAAAAGAAGGAUUCAACUUGACAACCCAUUGGGAUGAUAGUCAGGUAGAAUUAUACCAUAAGCAGGUAUUUUCAGGAUUUGAGCAAAUUCCACAAAGUUCUGGACCAAGAAGUAGUGCUGAUGCUGGUGGGGGAUCCUCUUCUUCUGGUGGUCGUCGAACAUCAGGCAAUAGAAAGACAGGUGAGAAGAGGCGGACCAAAUCGGAGAAGACCAUCAGCUUGCAAGUUCUGAGGCAAUAUUUUGCAGGGAGCCUUAAGGAUGCAGCUAAGAGUAUUGGUGGUAAGAAAAUAUUUUUGCAAAAACUUAAAAAUUGUUUUUUUUUUCUUUGUCAAUGUUGAAAUGAUUUACUGAUUACAAACUGAGAGAUUAAUACUUAAGGGCUCAAAAACUUUUGUUAAUGGAAUAUAAUUGGAUUUGUUUAUAAGGUAUAGUUCUAAUCAUUAAUCAAUUCAUAGUCUCUUUGAUCACUGCAGUUAUCUUGAUUUUAUUGUUGGUUAUUGUGAGCAGAAAGAAAUACUGCAUCUUUUAUUGAAGUUGGAUGUAUGCAUUUUUUUAAUCAAACAGAAUAUAUUUCCCUGGAAGCUGUGUAUGCUUUGGUUUCUAUUAAUUGCCAUGGAUCAUAAAUUCCAAAUGAGAACAGAUCCUUUCUUCUUCUCCGUUCAGAUUUUUUCUCUUAUCCCUUAUUCAGAUUCAUUUGGGUUGCACAUUCUUGAGACUCCUAAAAAUUAUCUUUGUUGGAGGGAUGUU
Messenger RNA from Carica papaya (papaya), 3155 nucleotides. NCBI's taxonomy places the organism in Eukaryota, Viridiplantae, Streptophyta, Magnoliopsida, Brassicales, Caricaceae. The record is from RefSeq and is a predicted model, not a curated record.